UCUCCCUCAGCUUCACCAACCUCUCUCCACUCCCAUCUCUGAUCGCUCUUUGUCAUCUGUCAAGAUGUUCAAGAGCGGCAUUUCCUCCUUCGCCCGCGCGGCUCGCCCGUCGUUCGCGGUCGCUCCCCGUGCCAUCCGACCUGCCUCUCUCCGACUUCCCGUCAGCAGCCGAUGGGCGUCCACUUCCAGCGUCGGUGCCGGCAAGGUUUACCAGGUCAUCGGUGCCGUCGUCGAUGUCAAGUUCGAUGGCCCUAAGCUCCCUGCCAUUCUGAACUCCCUGGAGGCCGAGAACAAUGGCCAGAAGCUGGUCCUCGAGGUCGCCCAACAUCUGGGUGAGAACGUCGUCCGCUGCAUUGCCAUGGACGGUACGGAGGGUCUCGUCCGAGGUGCUAAGGCCCUUGACACUGGUGCUCCCAUCACCAUCCCCGUCGGUCCUGCGACUCUGGGCCGCAUCAUGAACGUCACUGGUGACCCCAUUGACGAGCGUGGCCCCAUCAAGACCGACAAGCACCUGCCUAUCCACGCCGAGGCUCCCGCGUUCGUCGAGCAGUCUACCUCUGCCGAGGUUCUGGCCACCGGUAUCAAGGUCGUCGAUCUCCUCGCCCCUUACGCCCGUGGUGGAAAGAUUGGUCUCUUCGGUGGUGCCGGUGUCGGCAAGACCGUGUUCAUUCAGGAGCUCAUCAACAACAUCGCCAAGGCUCACGGUGGUUACUCCGUCUUCACUGGUGUCGGUGAGCGAACCCGUGAGGGUAACGAUCUGUACCACGAGAUGCAAGAGACCUCCGUCAUUCAGCUUGAUGGCGAGUCCAAGGUCGCCCUUGUCUUCGGUCAGAUGAACGAGCCCCCAGGUGCCCGUGCCCGUGUCGCCCUUACCGGUCUUACCGUUGCCGAGUACUUCCGUGACGAGGAGGGUCAGGAUGUGUUGCUCUUCAUUGACAACAUUUUCCGAUUCACCCAGGCCGGUUCCGAGGUGUCUGCCCUUCUGGGACGUAUCCCCUCUGCCGUCGGUUACCAGCCCACCCUUGCCGUCGACAUGGGUGGUAUGCAGGAGCGUAUCACCACCACCAAGAAGGGAUCCAUCACCUCCGUCCAGGCCGUCUACGUCCCUGCUGAUGAUUUGACUGAUCCUGCUCCCGCCACCACCUUCGCCCAUCUUGACGCCACCACUGUCUUGUCCCGUGGUAUCUCCGAGUUGGGUAUCUACCCCGCUGUCGACCCUCUCGACUCCAAGUCGCGUAUGCUUGACCCCCGUGUCGUCGGUCAGGACCACUACGACACCGCCACCCGUGUCCAGCAGAUCCUCCAGGAGUACAAGUCUCUGCAGGAUAUCAUCGCUAUUCUGGGUAUGGACGAGUUGUCCGAGGCUGACAAGCUUACCGUCGAGCGUGCCCGCAAGAUCCAGCGUUUCCUGAGCCAGCCCUUCACUGUCGCCCAGGUUUUCACUGGUAUCGAGGGUGUCCUCGUUGACCUCAAGACCACCAUUGCCUCUUUCAAGGCCAUCCUCAGCGGUGAGGGUGACAGCCUUCCCGAGGGUGCCUUCUACAUGGUUGGUGACUUCGCGUCGGCCAAGGCGAAGGGUGAGAAGAUUCUGGCGGAGCUUGAGAACAACUAAGCUGUCUGAGUUGAGUAAUACUGGGAGACAGAGGGAGAAAUGGGCCUGUGUAUAGAGAAGAGGAACAGGGGCCGGGGAGGUUUCUCAUAAGCUCCAUCAAGUCUCUUUUGUGAGCUGUGUACCAAGAAAUCAAAAAAAUUCCUCUUGUAGCCAUAUCUAGCUUUCGUUAACGCCGUGAUCCUUGCGCUCCUCGAUUCUUCUGAUUGUUGAUGCUAGUCAGCCAAUGCCAUAUUCAUCGCAGCGAGCCGGUAUUCAGCAAGCCACAAUUGGCCCAAGCAAAUGGAAUGGUACGGAG
Ilyonectria robusta is the source of this 1907-nucleotide messenger RNA. RefSeq names its product P-loop containing nucleoside triphosphate hydrolase protein. The transcript has 7 exons. Gene Ontology annotation, molecular function: proton-transporting ATP synthase activity, rotational mechanism; ATP binding; ATP hydrolysis activity. The record is from RefSeq and is a predicted model, not a curated record. The coding region runs from base 65 to 1612 and encodes 515 amino acids. NCBI's taxonomy places the organism in Eukaryota, Fungi, Ascomycota, Sordariomycetes, Hypocreales, Nectriaceae. Gene Ontology annotation, biological process: proton motive force-driven mitochondrial ATP synthesis; proton transmembrane transport.